UGCCCCGGCGUCGUGCGCUACCACCCGGAGUUCCUGUCGGAAGCCGAGGCGACGGCGCUCGCCGCCGGCUGCCGCGCGCUCCCGGGCUGGGUCGCGACGCCGCGGCGCCGCGUGCUAUCCGCCGGCGGCGCGCCGCAUCCGUCCGGCGCGUGGGCGGAGCCGCUGCCGCCGUGCCUCGCCGGCCUCGCGGCGCGCGUCGCCGCCUACUUCGGCGGCCGCGCGCCGCAGCAGGCGCUCGUCAACGAGUACGCGGCCGGCGGCGGCAUCGACGCGCACCGCGACGGCCCGCUCUACGAGGGCCUCGCGGUCGUCGUGUCGCUCGGGUCGUCCGCGCGCCUCGACUUCUCGCGGCGCGGCGAGCGCGUCGCGUCCGUCGUCCUGCGCCCGCGGAGCCUGCUGGCCUUCUCCGGCGACGCCUACGAGGGCCUCGAGCACGCCAUCGCCGCCGUGCCGGCCGACGCCGUCGACGGCCUCGUCCGCAACCGCGACGCCGCGGCGUGCGCCGUCGGCGACGUCGUCGCGCGGUCGCGGCGCCUGAGCGUCACCUUCCGC
This is a messenger RNA of Aureococcus anophagefferens, 552 nucleotides long. RefSeq lists its product as hypothetical. The record is from RefSeq and is a predicted model, not a curated record. Lineage: Eukaryota; Pelagophyceae; Pelagomonadales; Pelagomonadaceae. The transcript has a single exon. The annotation marks the transcript as partial.